Spinacia oleracea (spinach) is the source of this 830-nucleotide messenger RNA. RefSeq names its product SKP1-like protein 1A. The record is from RefSeq and is a predicted model, not a curated record. Gene Ontology annotation, biological process: ubiquitin-dependent protein catabolic process. Bases 1 to 708 code for a protein of 235 amino acids. Lineage: Eukaryota; Viridiplantae; Streptophyta; Magnoliopsida; Caryophyllales; Amaranthaceae. The transcript is spliced from 3 exons.
AUGGAGAUGGUAAUAAUAGUGUUGUUGAUCGUCAUGGCUAUUAUAUUCAUGGCGGGAUAUUUUUACAUGAUUCUUAUCUGGCAUUUGGUUAUUUCGGUAGUAGAGAAGAAUUGGCAUUGUGAAAUGCCAAUUUCAUUAUUGGUUGAGAAAUUGGCUGCAUUUGGGAAGAUAGAGAUAAUUUCUUUUGGAUUUCUUGGUGAUAAAACUACAUCAAUGGAAUCUUCAUCAUCAUCCGCUGCAUCAUCGAAGAAGGUGAUCUUGAAAUCAUCUGACCACGAGGAAUUCAUCGUGGACGAGAAUGUUGCACUACAAUGUCAGACAAUCAAGCACAUGAUCGAAGAUGAUUGCGCUAACAACGUGAUCCCUGUGCCGAAUGUGACGAGUGCAAUCCUGGUGAAAGUGAUUGAAUACUGCAAGAAGCAUGUUGACGCUUCUACUGCUACUGGUGGUGGUGGUGGUGGUGGUGAUGAACUCAAGAAGUGGGAUGCUAAGUUUGCUGAUGUUGACCAGAAUACCCUGUUCGACUUGAUCUUGGCUGCUAACUACCUGGAUAUCAAGAGUCUUCUGGACUUAACUUGCCAAACUGUGGCCGAUAUGAUCAAAGGCAAGACCCCGGAGGAGAUUAGGAAGACCUUCCAUAUCAAGAACGACUUCACCGAAGAAGAGGAGGCCGCGAUUAGGAAGGAGAACCAGUGGGCCUUUGAAUGAUCGCUCCAACUUCAUUAUAUUGCAUUUGCAGCCGCCAUUAGUUCACUACACCAUUAAUGCUGUUACUUGUUAGAUAGUUAUUAAUUGAACUUGUUUAAUUGAUUUUUGUUUUUACAUUGGAA